Messenger RNA from Eimeria acervulina, 2139 nucleotides. RefSeq lists its product as hypothetical. Lineage: Eukaryota; Apicomplexa; Conoidasida; Eucoccidiorida; Eimeriidae. The record is from RefSeq and is a predicted model, not a curated record. Bases 1 to 2139 code for a protein of 712 amino acids. The transcript has 4 exons.
AUGGAGAACUUCCUACGGACAGGUUUGAGCUGCUGCAGCGAGCUGAAGCAGCAGCAGAGGCGCAGCAGCAGCAACAGCAGCAGCAGCAGCUUCGGAGAGUUGCCGUCUUCGCCAGCGAUGACGAGCAGCAACCCAUCAUCAUCAUCAGCAGCAGCAGCAGCAACAGCAGCAGCAGCAGCAGCAGCAGCAGCAAGGGGAAUGGAUAGUUCUCGUAUUGACGAGCAUCACUGCUGCCUCCAAGCUGUGCUGCAGUAUCUGCACAGCAUAGGUUUGUUUGCUGCUGCUGCUGCUGUUGAGGCAGAAGCAGCAGUCUCCUAUAUACCCGAAUUCUUUCAGUUCACACACACGUGGCUGCCGCAGCAGCAGCAGCAGCAGCAGCAAGAGGAGGAAGAUGAAGAGCAAGAGGAGAGGCUGCUGCAGCAGCUGCUGCAGGGUCAGCCUGUCCUUGCUGCUGCAAUGCGCGCUCUACAGCAGCAAUCAAUAGCCCUCCGCAGCAGCAGCAGCAGCAGCAGCAGCAGCUGCGAGAAACUUGCCGCUGCUGCAGCAGCAGCAGCUCCAGAUUUGCUGCAGGCCGGCGAGCUGCUGCCGCCAAUCGCGAAGCUGCAACAGCAGCAGCAACAGCAACAGCAACAGCAACAACAUCAGCAUCAGCAACGGCAGGCAGCAGCAAAUCCAGCAGUUUCUGCUGCUGUUGCUGCAGCCUGGGGAAGUCUUGACGAGCGCGCCUCCCGCAGUUGCUGCUCUCAGCCUCUCUGCCUUGCUGCUGCUCCUGCUGCUGCUGCUGAUAGCAGCAGCAGCAGCAGCAGCAGGAACGAUGCGCUGCGGAGCGCCGUGUACGUGCAGAAGCAUAAUAUUCUUUGCUGCAGCUUCAUAGACAUCCCCAGCAGCAGCAGCAGCAUCAGCAACGGCAGCAGCAGCAGCAGCAGCAGCAGCAGCAGCAGCAGCGAGGUGCUGCUUGCUAUCGGAACUGCAGACAAAGCUGUGCGUCUCCUACGGCUGAGGUGUAUACCGCCCCUCAGCAGCAGCAGCAGCAGCAGCAGCAGCAGCAGCAGCAGCAAGGUGGCUUCUUGUGAGGUUGUAUGCGAAUGGGGAAGCCUCUCGUCGCCGGUGAUAGCAAUGGCGGUGCGCAGCAGCAGCAGCAGCAGCAGCAACAGCAGCAGCAGCUUGGGGCCGGGCUUGGCUGUGGGGCUGCUCGAUGGAAGUUUGUGUUUGCUGCAGCUGCCAACAGCAGCAACAGCAGCAAGCACAGCAUCAGGAGCAGCAGCAGCAGCAAGCACAGCUCCUGCUGCAGCAGCUGCAGCAGCAGCAGGCUGCGUGCUGCAGCAGCUUAAGCCCCACACCAAGGCGGUGGAAGGCAUUCACGCUUGCGUUGGCAGCAGGUCGUAUCUGCGGCUGAGAAGCAGCAGCAGCAGCAGCAGAAACAGCGAUGUUGUUGCUGCAGCAACAAGCGCUGCAGCAAGAAGCACUGGAGCCGCACCAAGAGCAGCAGCAGCAGCAGCAGCAACAGCAGCAGCAGCAGCAACAGCAGCAGCAGCAGCAGUGUGGGGUGUAUGUGUUGCUGCUUGUGCUGCAUUUCAGGUGUAUGCGCAGCGCGAUGGUGCAGCGGAUAUAUUUGACUUAAUUUUUCAUCAUUUGUUCCCGAGCAGCGUCUGCAGCAGCCUCUGCUUCUUCCCCGACUGCAGCAGCAGCAGCAGCAGCAGCAACAGCAGCAGCAGCAGCAGCAGCAGCAGGGUAGCUAUCGCUUUGCAUGAAUGCCCUGUAAUUGCUUCCUUUGAUGUUGUGGAGCUGCGGCGAUCUGCUGAGGUUUUCUUUCUUGAAGACUUAGGGGCCCUUGCGCACAAGCAGCAGCAGCAGCAGCAGCAGCAACAGCAGCAGCAGCAGCAGCAGCAGCAGUGGGAGUUGCUGCUGCAGGACAAGUGUGGGAUCGGAGGGGCUGAAGUGAUGGUGUACGCGCUGCCAGAAGCAGCAGCAGCAGCAGCAGCAAGCGGCACUGCAGGGGAACCUGCUGCAGUGUUGCCUGCUGCUGCUGCUGCUGUGCUGCGGGGGCCCCUGCAGCAAAUCAAAGGCGUUGCAGCACACAGCUCGCUGCGGCUGCUGGCAGUUGUGGGGCUCGACAAAGCAGUGUACCUCUACGCGUAG